Colletotrichum higginsianum IMI 349063 is the source of this 1368-nucleotide messenger RNA. RefSeq names its product C6 finger domain-containing protein. Bases 1 to 1368 code for a protein of 455 amino acids. Lineage: Eukaryota; Fungi; Ascomycota; Sordariomycetes; Glomerellales; Glomerellaceae. The transcript has 3 exons. The record is from RefSeq and is a predicted model, not a curated record.
AUGCAUCGCCAGCAGAAUGCGUCGGCCGCGCACCAGGUCGAGACCCGCGUCGCCAGGCGGCUCAAGGAGAGGGAGGACUCCAAGGCGUCAUCCGGCGGCGGAGCAGGCGGCGGAGCAAACUCACCGGGAAGGUCGUCGUCGGCGGCGGCGGCGGAGGAGGAGCGGAGAUGGCCCGCCGUGCCGAAGCCGUUCCAGGUUGACCCGGAGCUCGUGUCCCUCAACAAGUUCCACUCCACCUACGCGUCCGCCGGCGAGGUCGCCAUGUUCGCCAUGCUGCCGGGCCUCACAUCGGCGGGCUCCCAGUCCGCCGUCUUCGACGAGGUGCUCCGGGCCACGGCGCUGGCCAGCUCGUCUCUCCAGAUGCAGCAGCCGGGCCUCAUGGCGCGCGCCAAGCAGCACUACCGCCGGGCCAUUAUGAAAAUCGGCGCGGCGUUGCAGAACCCGGCGACCGCGCAGGAUGACUCGGUCGUUGUUGCUUUGCUCACGCUCGGCAUUUACGAGGCACUAGUACCGGACUCGACACCGAAAAAGAUCACGUCGCACUGCCGGGGCUCCUUAGUCCUCCUCCGAUAUCGAGCCGAGCAGGGUGUUGCGAGCUCGCUCGACAACGGCCUGCUGACGUUUCUCAUCCACCUCGGCAUACUCGAGACAUUCAUCGGGCUGUACGGCCGGUCUUCGGUCCUGCCCGUCGUGAAGAACGCCCCCUGGGCAAGACAUUGCACCAUGGAACCUCUACUCGAGCGAGCGAUGGAUUUCAAGGAGACGAUUUGCAAAGCACUGCUGUCCACCGAGACUUGGAGGUCGUCCGUCCCGCACAUCCUCCGGACCGGUCUCGACAUCAUUCGCGACCUCGAGGCCGCCGCGAACUACAGCAUCACGUCUCCCGGCCCGCGCAAGACCGGGGCGGACGGACAAGGCCUGAACAACUUCAACGGGCUGCUGAGCCGCAAGUCGUACGCGAGCGAGGCCAUCGUCCGGGGCCUCUACCUGACCGUCCGGCUGCACGUCCUCGAAUACAUCCUCAGCCUGUCGAUGGCGCUCGGCGAGCUGACGCGCGAGGAGCUCAGCAUGCUCGCCAGCCUGCCGCACGGGCUGUCGGCGCUCGAGCAGGUCUGCGAGCAGAUCCGCGUCGUCUUCGGGUUCGACGGCCGGGAGCCCGCGUCGCGCGAGCUGGGCAUCGGCUUCAGCGCCUGGUGCAUGUUCUGGCCGAUGCUCGCCGUGCUCAAGUCCGGCUUCGCCGACAAAUACACGAGGCUGUGGGUCAUGGACAAGUGCGCGACGGUGAGCCGGGCGUCCGGGUUCGGCAUGGCCAUGUACCAGAUGGGCUGGUUCGAGCAGAAAUCUUGUAAGGCGGGUGCGACUGGGUGA